Pocillopora damicornis (cauliflower coral) is the source of this 1160-nucleotide messenger RNA. RefSeq lists its product as uncharacterized. The record is from RefSeq and is a predicted model, not a curated record. Lineage: Eukaryota; Metazoa; Cnidaria; Anthozoa; Scleractinia; Pocilloporidae.
AUGAAUGGAUAUCAACUGAGAGAGAGAGAGAUCAGAAGGGUAGUGCGUGUCGUUUUUCGAGGUACUUCGCGAUUUGAGCUCAAAUGUCUCAGAGAUGUAGAUCUCAAUAUUCAAGAGAAGGUUGGAAACCUUCUGACUAAGAAAAAAAAGGGGACUCCGACCUGGAUACAACUCGCUAAUGAGUAUACUAUGGAAGAUCAUCAUAUAGAUUCUAUGCAACACAGCCAAGAGACAGCCGGAAAAGCAGUAAUCGAGUUCCUAGCAACGUCAAACCCGAAACUCACUGUGUAUGAUUUUUGCAAGAAACUUAAAGAAAAAGACAUACGGCGUUUGGACAUUGUUCAAGUAUUGUCAGCUCAUCUUUCGGCUCCAAUUUCAUGCGGGAACCUUGUUAUAUUCAUUUCCGAUUUUAGGACCAGUAUUUAUGACAUGGCGGAAGAAGCCUUAGGAUCAACAGGUCCUAAAGCAAAUUUUCAUCGCCUGACGCGAUUACUGAUGCGUGGAGGUGUGAAUCUUUUCCGGGAGACAUUUGACUCCAUUCACUCACCAGCUGAUCUCCCUUUGAGACUCGCUGAUCCUGCCAUACAGGUACAGCUGAGAGGUGCAAGACUUACCCAGCCAGAGAGGGCUUUUCUGUACCCAUCCCCAGGGAUGUAUGGAAAGUCCAACGAUUUUGACAUUACAUUAAUCUUCAAGUUACUCAGGACAAUAUGCAACCUGACCCCUCCCCCUGGACCGAGAGGAUGGGAUGAUUUACCGAACGGCUCCGACCACACUUUGGUGGCAGAUUUAGUGCGAAUAAAAUACUAUCGAAAUGAGAUUCAUGGUCACCGUCACAGCAUGGAAAUAUCUGACACUGAGUUUCUUCGUCUCUGGAAGGAAAUUAGUGAAGCUCUGUUACGAAUUGCGGCAAAUAUUAGUCCUGCAAAGAGAGAUGAAUGGAAGAAGUGCAUUGACGAUCUUCUUGGUAAACCUUUGACGCCAGAUGAAGAAAUAUGUAUUAAAGAGCUAGAGACCUGGUAUAUGCAAGAUCUGGAAACUAAAAAUGAAGUGGUACAGCUGAAAGAGAAAGCGGAAUUUCUAACAACUCUGGUUUUGGGUCAGUAAAAGAGUAAAUUUAAGUCCCCAUCAGACAAAAAUAAGGAAACCUUUUCCUCAGU